This is a messenger RNA of Caenorhabditis angaria, 1281 nucleotides long. NCBI's taxonomy places the organism in Eukaryota, Metazoa, Nematoda, Chromadorea, Rhabditida, Rhabditidae. The record is from the annotation of a GenBank genome assembly.
AUGAGCUUUUCAACAACAAAAAUUAUACUAAUCGCAACAUUUCUUGUUUUAACAUCGUGUCAAUAUCUCAAUCUCAAUCUUCAUCGUCAUCAAAGUUGCGCUUGGAGAAAAUCAUCACAUUGGACUAGAAAAAUUGAAUUUCAAGGUGGUCAUUCAGAUAGCGGUGCGCUUCUCAAAUCAGCUGAAGAAAAGGGAUGCUAUGCUAUAAGUGUAGGUUGAAAAAAUUCGAUUUUACGAUGAAACUUUUGAUUCUCUUUAGGGAAAAGUGAAAAUUCAUGAAGAUAUCAGCGACGAACUUUUGAUCUACUUAUCAGUUUCAACAACUGGUGAUACACAAAGACCACCAGAAGUUUGCCGCGAUGCAAAUCCAGAAACUGGGUGUGGAGGUGUUGGAUCAUGGUAAUUACCCUUGGAAAAAUCUCAAUCUACAUAUCUAAAAAUAACAUUUUUUAUAGCCUUUAUUGCCGGCCGUGUGACUCAUUAGACUCAUUAACAAAAAUUCUUGGAGCUCAAUUAGUUGUGAAUGGGAAACCUGCUGGAUGUGAACCAUUGAAAGUAAGUUAUCUUAUUUUUGAAACACAUUCUGAUUUUGAUAAUACAUCGAGUACGAAAUUUCAUAUUUUUUGAGAACCAAUUUUAACAAAAACAAAAAAAAACAAUUGAUUUUACGACUGGAACGAAUUUAACGAGAAAAAUGAAUUUGUUUUUCCAACGACUGAAAAUAAUCGUAAAAUAAAAUUGAACUCUCAUCCAAAAUAGAUGUUAUAAUUAUAUGCGAAAAAGGAUGAAAUCACUCGUGGUCUUUGAAAAUUAGUGAAUCGCCUUGUGAAAAAAUCAUUCAAACAAAACAAAUUUGGUUUUCAGAAAGGCGAAUAUGACAAUGUUGAACUUCGUUUCUGUUUGCCAAAAUUAUCAGCGCUUUUGGAAUGGCAAGGAAUUUCUGAAGAUGCGUUAGAUCAUAUUCUUGCUGCGACAACUCAAGAAGGAAAUGGGCCACCAAAACUCAGUCUUUUUGUCACUGUAUAUAUUUUUGAUAAGGAUAUCAAACCACUUCUUGUGUGAGUAAUCAAGUUUUCAUUGGGAGACUUUUUUAUUUUUUCCAGAUCUCAAAGAAAAUUGGAAUCUCGUAUUCGUGAGCUUCGCACAAUUUCGGCUGAUGAACAAAUUGAUUCUCAAACAUAUUGGAAUCUUCCAUUCAAUCAAAUUAUCAAAAAGCAAAGCGUGUUUGUUGGAUGUCAUAAAUUGUAUGGAACUAUCAGUUUGAGUGAUGUGCAAAAAUAA